Tarenaya hassleriana is the source of this 420-nucleotide messenger RNA. RefSeq names its product small ubiquitin-related modifier 1-like. The transcript has 3 exons. The coding region runs from base 1 to 237 and encodes 78 amino acids. Gene Ontology annotation, molecular function: ubiquitin-like protein ligase binding; protein tag activity. The record is from RefSeq and is a predicted model, not a curated record. Gene Ontology annotation, cellular component: nucleus. Gene Ontology annotation, biological process: protein sumoylation. NCBI's taxonomy places the organism in Eukaryota, Viridiplantae, Streptophyta, Magnoliopsida, Brassicales, Cleomaceae.
AUGGACGGAGAGCGGAAGGAUGGGACGGAGGUGUUCAUGAGGAUGAGGAGGACCGGCCAGCUUCGGACCAUGAUGCGGGCUUACUGCGACAGACGUGGAGAAUACAUGAUCGGAUAUGUCUUCCUGUUUGAUGGCCUCAGGAUCCGACCCAGCCAGACCCCUGACGAGCUUGAGCUCGAGGACGGAGAUGAAAUCGACGCGUUUCUGCACCAAUUAAGCGGCUUUGCACCGCUGUGAAAACGCCCAACGUAUGAGGAAAAAUUGACCGAAAGCCAAGAGUUGUUGGCUCAACUGGUAAGUGGAUAUGCGCAGUGCUCCAUCCAGAUUCGAAUCCCACCCUUGACAAAUCACAUAUUAAAAAAAAAAAAUUGACCGAAACGAGUAGUGAUUUAUGGAAUGGAUUAAUGUACGUUGAGUGGU